AUGACUCCCCAUUCCGUGAAUCGCACCUCUCUCCACCCUCACGGUGUCCAGCCUACCCGUGAGCACACCGAGAUCGAGGAGGAGCUCCACGAGAACGCCAACAUUGACUACGACCGUGUUGCCAUCAUCCAACAUCCCUCUGUGGCCGCUCUUUACGAAGAUGCCCUGGUUUACGAGAGCGGUUCCGCCAUCACCUCUUCCGGUGCUCUGACUGCCUACUCCGGUGCGAAGACUGGACGUUCGCCGCAAGACAAGCGUAUCGUCGAUGAGCCUUCAUCCACCGACGAGAUUUGGUGGGGCCCUGUCAACAAGAAAAUGAGUCCCGAGGUUUGGCUCAUUAACCGAGAACGUGCCGUGGAUUACCUGAACACCAGGAAUCGCAUCUACGUCGUUGAUGGUUUCGCCGGCUGGGACGAGCGUUACAGGAUCAACGUCCGUGUUGUCUGCGCCCGUGCCUACCAUGCCUUGUUCAUGCGUAACAUGCUCAUCCGCCCUUCGCCCGCGGAGCUUGAGCACUUCCACCCCGACUACACGAUCUACAAUGCUGGUUCCUUCCCUGCAAACAGGUUCACAACCGGUAUGACCUCGUCCACUUCCGUGGCGAUCAACUUCGCCGAGAAGGAGAUGGUUAUCCUCGGUACGGAGUACGCCGGUGAGAUGAAGAAGGGUAUCUUCACCGUUCUCUUCUACGAGAUGCCCGUCAAGCACAAUGUUCUCACCCUCCACUCGUCCGCGAACGAGGGCAAGAACGGUGACGUCACCCUCUUCUUCGGUCUGUCGGGCACUGGAAAGACCACCCUUUCGGCCGACCCCCAGCGUGCCCUGAUCGGUGACGACGAGCACUGCUGGAGUGAUACUGGUGUCUUCAACAUCGAGGGUGGAUGCUACGCCAAGUGCGUCGGUCUGUCCGCCGAGAAGGAGCCCGAUAUCUACAACGCCAUCCGUUUCGGAUCCGUUCUCGAGAACGUCGUCUUCAACCCCGAGAACCGUGAGGUCGACUACGACGAUGUCACCCUGACCGAGAACACCCGUUGUGCCUACCCCAUCGAGUUCAUCCCCAACGUCAAGCUUCCUUGCAUCUCGAGCGGCCACCCCACCAACUUGAUUCUCCUGACUUGCGAUGCCUCGGGUGUCCUCCCUCCCGUGUCCAAGCUCACCCCUGAGACUGUCAGCUACCACUUCAUUUCCGGAUACACCUCCAAGAUGAGCGGAACCGAGCAGGGUGUCACCGAGCCCACCGCCACCUUCUCGGCAUGCUUCGGUCAGCCCUUCUUGGCGCUGCACCCCAUGCGCUACGCCGAGAUGUUGUCAGAGAAGAUCAAGGAGCACGGCGCCAACGCCUGGUUGGUCAACACCGGUUGGACCGGUCAGUCUGUCGCCAGCGGAGGCAAGCGUUGCCCCCUCAAGUACACUCGUGCCAUCCUCGACGCCAUCCACAGCGGCGAGCUCGCCAACGCCGAGUACGAGAACUACCCGAUCUUCAACCUGGCCAUCCCCAAGAGCUGCCCCGGUGUCCCGAGCGCCAUCCUCAACCCCCGCGGUGUCUGGAAGGGAACCGUCGACAACUACACCGAGGAGGCGGCCGGUCUCGCCCGCAAGUUCCAGGAGAACUUUAAGAAGUACCAGGACGGUGUCACCAAGGAGGUCAUCGCCGCCGGUCCUCAGAUCUAA
Messenger RNA from Tricharina praecox, 1671 nucleotides. RefSeq names its product ATP-utilizing phosphoenolpyruvate carboxykinase. Gene Ontology annotation, molecular function: ATP binding; phosphoenolpyruvate carboxykinase (ATP) activity. The transcript has 5 exons. NCBI's taxonomy places the organism in Eukaryota, Fungi, Ascomycota, Pezizomycetes, Pezizales, Pyronemataceae. The coding region runs from base 1 to 1671 and encodes 556 amino acids. Gene Ontology annotation, cellular component: cytosol. Gene Ontology annotation, biological process: gluconeogenesis. The record is from RefSeq and is a predicted model, not a curated record.